Molecule: messenger RNA, 705 nt
Organism: Vicia faba (fava bean)
Lineage: Eukaryota; Viridiplantae; Streptophyta; Magnoliopsida; Fabales; Fabaceae
Source: the annotation of a GenBank genome assembly
AUGAGUACUAGUAGCAUUGAAAGCUUAACUCAAGAUACAAAAGAUGAAUUGAAAGAAAAAAGACUUGAAGAGAACAAUGAAGUUGAAGUAGAAGUCUUGGAGGAGAAGGUUACUAUGAUGGAUCUUAAUGAUAUAAGGGGAGGCAAUGAAGUUUUAUCAAAUUUCUUGAGGUCCAAGAAAGAGGUGAAGUGGUACAUGGCUUUGUUGGGGCUUAGGAUUGUUGCUUUGGUGUUAUGUUUGAUUGCUUUCUCUAUAUUGGCUGCUUGUGAGCAAAGGGUUUUGGUAAAUGAGGAAAUAACAAAUUGGUUCUCAAGCGGAUUUUCGGUUAAAACUCCAUAUGAGUUCCAUUGUUAUGAUUACGGCGAAUUCAGGUAUAGUUUUUCAGUGAAUGUGAUUGGAUUUGUGUAUUCUGGAUUGCAAAUUUGUUAUCUAGUGAGGUUCUUGGUCACAAAGAAGCAUGCUAUAAACCCCAAGUUGCUAGGUUACUUCAAUCUUGUUAUUGAUCAGGCUUUGGCAUAUAUUCUAAUGUCAGCUUCAUCAUCAGCUGCAACUCGAGCUCAUGUUUUGAGAAGCUAUUGGAUUGAACAUGGUGCACACAAGUUCAUAGAAAUGGCGAAUGAAUCUGUUGCUAUGUCCUUUUCAGUAUUUGUUGCCUUUGCCUUAGCCUCUUUUGUCUCUGGUUUUAUCCUUUUUAGGUUCAAUUAA